This is a messenger RNA of Pungitius pungitius (ninespine stickleback), 6102 nucleotides long. RefSeq names its product tyrosine-protein phosphatase non-receptor type 14-like. Gene Ontology annotation, cellular component: cytoskeleton. The transcript is spliced from 20 exons. NCBI's taxonomy places the organism in Eukaryota, Metazoa, Chordata, Actinopteri, Perciformes, Gasterosteidae. The record is from RefSeq and is a predicted model, not a curated record. Gene Ontology annotation, molecular function: protein tyrosine phosphatase activity. Bases 697 to 4569 code for a protein of 1290 amino acids. Gene Ontology annotation, biological process: lymphangiogenesis; protein dephosphorylation.
UGUGAUCCUACACACUUCCACACUGUAGGCUUCGAUGUCUGGCGCUGAGCUGCUGUGGGGCUGGGGAGGAGGGAUGGGGAGGGGAGAUAAAAAGGAAAAGGAAAGGCCUCCCACACAGGCAGAUAUGAGACUUAGGAGCUCCAUUAGUUCCUCAAAGCCAGCUGCUGGGUUCAGAUGGAUGUCUGCGCUCUCCUGUUUGAUGUGCGUUCAUCCGUGGCCUCACAUCUCUGCCUCUGUCUCCCGGCUUCGCCCGACUCUGGGCCUCACGGGGCUGCAGAGACAGCAGCUGCCGUAACUAUAGGAUAAAGCCGUCUGCUGCUGCUCGGCGGGUCUGGUUUGACUUCUUUCUUCUUAUGGCAGUUAGGUUUGGAAAUCCAAUGUUGGAAGGUUUGAAGUUCGACUGCCAGUAGAUCUUUUUGUUUCUUGUUGACUAAUGCAUCCCUUUUGUCAUCUCUCCUUGCAGCACCUGUUCAACUCUUUUUUUCCUCACCCUCCUCCUCCUCCUCCUCCUCCCCUCCGGACAUCUUUGGGAAUGGGCCAGAGCCUUGCCAGGGUGCAUCUUUCCACCCGGUGGUGCGGCUGGCGUCGCGCAAGAGUGAGGAGGGCAACGGCCACUUCAUAGAGCCCCGCCCCCCCCUCCUGCUCGCUCCUUCUUUUUUUUUACCUUUUUGACUGCGCUGUGACCUCCUGCCAGCCAUGCCUUUCCGGCUGAUAAUGCGGCGCACCCGCCGCUACAACGUCCUGAGCAAGAACUACUUUGUGACGCGGAUUCGCCUGCUGGACAGCAAUGUGAUCGAAUGCACUCUGUCAGUGGAGAGCACGGGGCAGGAAUGCCUGGAGGCGGUGGCCCAGAGGCUGGAGCUGCGGGAGACCCAUUACUUCGGGCUUUGGUUCCAGGGAAAGACCCAGGCCCCGGCACGUCGCUGGGUGGAGCUGGAGAAACCCCUCAAGAAGCAGCUGGACAAGUUUGGCAAUGAGCCACUGCUCUUUUUCGGAGUCAUGUUCUACGUGCCUAGUGUUUCCCGACUGGAGCAGGAAGCCACCAGAAACAAGGGGAUGCUGCCAUCUGCGGAUAAAUGCUGCUGGUAUCAGUAUUACCUGCAGGUGAAGAAGGAGGUGUUGGACGGACGUCUCCACUGCACAGUGGAGCAGGGGAUCCGACUCGCCGGCCUAGCAGUGCAAGCUGACUUUGGAGACUUUACUCAAUUCAUGUCGCAGGACUUCCUGCGGGAGUAUGUGCUCUUCCCAGUGAACUGGCCGAAUGGAGACGAGGUUCUCGAAGAGUGGACCCAGAAAGUCGCAGAGGAGCACAAGAGUCACUGUCGAAUGCAGACCGCCGAGGCAGAGUUGCUGUACAUCAAGGAGGUGGAAAAACUGGACGGCUUCGGGCAGGAGAGCUUUCCUGCAAAGGACAACUACACCAAUGAUAUUUUCAUCGGCGUGUCCUUCAUUGGGGUGUUUGUCAAACACAGAAAUGGCAGAUCCAUCAUGCUCCACAAGUGGAAGGACAUUGGUACGAUAGCGCACAACAAGUCAGCCAUCACAGUGGAGAUAACGAGCAGAGACGACACCAUCAUUUUUCACAUGGAGGACAUGGAAAUGGCAAAGUACAUCGCUCGUCUUUUCACGGCCAGACACAAAUUCUACAAACAGAACAAGAUCUGUGCAGAGCCCACUCACUCACCUGUACCAAUGAGGAGGAGACCCACUUGGACCCACCGCCUGUCUCUGCCGCGGCCCCAGUCCUGUAAUUUCCAGUCAAUGCAUUCCCAGUAUGGAGAGCAUUAUCAGGACACACAGAGCUCCCAAGACAGCAUCUUCCACGAUGACCCCUACUACAAGUCGGAGACGAGUCUGGACCGCUGCCAGGUGGACUUUCCCUUCCGUAACGGCACGGCGCCCAACGGCAGCAUGUACAGCAGCCCCAGCCUGAGCUCGCUCAAUCAGUCCCAGACUUUCGUCCCCUCGUCCCCCAUGUCCUCUAACCUCAGCAUCCCCGGCAGCGAGCUCAUGCGCCCCGACUACAUCCCCAGCCACCGGCACAGCGCCAUCAUCGCUCCGUCCUACCGGCCCACGCCCGAGUACGACGCCGUCAUGCGGCAGAAGCGGCGCAUGCCCCCUGCCCACCAUGACCUCCACAGCCAAUCGCUGCGCAGUCUGAACAUCAGCAACGCGUGUGCUUACCGGCAGCCCGAGGCUCUGGUGUACAGCCAGCCGGAGAUGAGAGAGAGGGGCCCCUAUCAUGGGCUGGGGCCGAGCCCGGGACCUUAUGGCAAACAGAUCAGCUACAGUAAGCCAGUGUCCCACGGCCCUCAUCAGGGGGGACCCGCCAGCAGCCAGGGCCCGUGUCAUUCCCCUUGUGUUAACGGAGGCGGAGGCGGGGGCGGUGGCGUAGGAAGCUCCAUCUCUCACACGGUCAGCACGCCUGAGCUGGCGAACACCAAACAGCAGGGGACCAACGCGGGAAGCAACGCAGCCACGGCUAACAUGCUGAGAAACCACAUGUCGCGGCCUCCUCCACCUUACCCCUCCAGCGCCUUCCGCCCCGCCACCAGCACGCCGGAUCUGGCCAGCCACCGCCACCGCUGCAUGGGGGGCAGCAGUCCAGAGCUGGUCACCCGCAUGGUGCAGCUGUCGGUCAAGACCUUCCAGCCGGACAGCUCGGCCGUGGUGCACCAGUCCCUUCAGGAGGUUAGUGAACCGCUGACAGCGGCCGCAAAGCACCGCUCCACCCUGGCUAAGAGACACAGCAUGGAGGUGAUCAGCAGCAUGAGAGGAGGAGGAGGAGGUCUUGAGGGCAUUGUGAUGAAGAGCAUAAAUCCCAGCCUUCACCGGAGGAAUACUCUCAGAGAACAUGUAAUGCCUCCUCAGCCUCAGUCCAUUCCUCAGCCACAGCUCCAGCCUCCACCACCAUCUCAGCAGCUACAGGAGUUGCCCAUGCAGAGGAGUUCCAAGAAAUCCCCUGUGUCUCCUGCAACACCAGCCGGGGCGGCGGCGGCGGCGGCCUAUCAGCAUCAAAAGACGCUCUCCAACGCUACCAUGCUCAUACACAGUAGUGAGAGUGAAGAGGAGGAGGAGGAGGAAGAGGAGAGACCUGAGCUGGAUGUUCAAAUCCCGGGUCUCAACGAGGACAUCAGCAUCAGUGCUCAGCUCCAGGCUGCUCUGGCCAAGCUGCCUAACAAACCCCCGCCAGAGUACCCUGGUCCUCCCAGGGGGAGGAGUCACAACCACACUCACCACCACAACCACAAUCAAGGGCCGCAGGGCAGCCAGGGGCCGACGGACCCCAACCAGGCCCUGGGCAGAGCGCACAAGGCCGGGCAGAGCCCGAGUGGCGGCGGGCCUGGAUGUGGUGGUGUUGCAGGUGCUGGUGGGACACUGACCCGAGGGGACCAGGGUGGGGUGAAUGGGGCGGUUUUAGGUCCGUCCAUUUCUGAGCCGGACCUGACCAGCGUGAAGGAGCGAGUAAGGAAGGAGCCGGUCAAAGAGAGGCCUGUGUCGGAGAUGUUCUCCCUACAGGACAGCAUAGUGGAGCGGGAAAUAGCUCAGAGGACGCUGGAGAGGCAGAAGAUGUCCGUGGACUCCAUGAAGAGGCCGCUGAUGAUGGCCGCGCUCAACGGCCUCUACGUGGCCCGAAUGCCCGCCACCGAGAGUCCUGCAGACGAAGGGGCCAAGGCUGCCACCGACGAACGGUGUAAGACCUUGGAGUUGAAGCUGGAAGAGGAGCGGGUCUUCACAGAGUACGAGCAGGUGCCCAAGAAGAGGGCCGACUGUGUUCUCACCACGGCGACGCUGCCCGAAAACACAGAGCGCAACCGGUUCCGCGACGUCGUUCCCUACGAAGAGAACCGGGUCGAGCUCGUGCCGAAUAAAGAGAACAACACGGGCUACAUCAAUGCCUCGCAUAUCAAGGUGAUGAUCAGAGGGGAGGAGUGGCACUACAUCGCCACCCAGGGUCCGCUAGCCAGCACCUGUGCCGAUUUUUGGCAGAUGGUCUGGGAGCAAGGCGUCAACGUCAUCGCCAUGGUUACUGCCGAGGAGGAGGGCGGCCGGUCCAAGAGUCACCGCUACUGGCCCAAACUCGGCUCCAAACACAACUCAGCCACUCACGGCAAGUUUAAGGUGACCACCAAGUUCCGCACUGACUCGGGCAACUACGCCACCACGGGGUUAAAGGUCAAACACUUGCUGUCUGGCCAGGAGAGGACCGUCUGGCACCUGCAGUACACCGACUGGCCUGAGCACGGCUGUCCCGAAUAUGUCCAGGGAUUCCUAUCCUACCUGGAGGAGAUCCAGUCUGUAAGGAGACACACCAACUCCAUGCUGGACACCUCAAAGAGCCUCAAUCCUCCCGUGGUGGUUCACUGUAGUGCCGGGGUGGGUCGCACCGGGGUGGUCAUCCUCACCGAGCUCAUGAUAAGCUGCCUGGAACACAACGAGGCCGUGGAGGUUCCCACCAUGUUGUCAGGGCUGAGGCAGCAGCGGAUGCUGAUGGUGCAGACCAUUUCCCAGUACACGUUUGUCUACCAGGUCCUCAUUCAGUUUCUCAAGAACUCCCGCCUCAUCUGAGCCCCGGUAUGCUGACCUUUGUACUCGCGCGCCAUUCGCUGAAUGACGCCGGCAGACAACAAUGGUCCGUCAAAAGAUUCAUGUCGACUUUUUAUGUGGAUUUAUAUACAAACUCACCUCAAAGGGGAAAGGAUUUGGUUAGGCCUUUACAAAAAAAUCACAACAUUAUCUCCUAUCAUGUGUACGUAGUAACCCCCCCCCCCCCCGGGUUUAAUUAUUGUCUGUUGGAAAAAAAACUGUAUGUAAGUUUCCUGUGUGUGUGUGUGUGUGUGUGAGUGUUUUCUAACAAAUACUUUUAAGGAUUCAAAUCUCAGUUUUUAUUUUGGGUAGUUUCCAAACCUGUUACCUUUUCUCAUUCCUUAUUUAGCCAUUAUCAGAUGAACAGUAAUUGGCAGCAGUAUUGCUUCUAUUUUCCAUACACGGAAACAAAAGUGUUCACUGUUCAUCUAAUCAAUGUUCCAAAGUGUUGCUUUGAUUUUCAACACAGUAUUGAUUAAUACAGCAAAUAUUCACAUCAACGCUGUGACAAAUGUUUUGUUGCAUUGACGAGCGUGUUGAUCAUUGAGGUACAACAAAGUUUGUUAUGAUCCAAUGCGUCUGAUCACGUGUCAAACCUAAAACCAUUUCAAAAGCCCACAGUGUUUAUUCAAUGAAUUUGAUCAUUUCUUAAUGUAUUGUUUCACGGCUGGUAGUCAAUAGAGAAAUGUGUCUUGAUUCUGCAGAUACUGUCCGCACUGACUCAUUGUGCCUUAGUGACACAUACACCAGGAGAACGGCCCCACCUUGUGUUUUGGGUUCUCAAUGGGUUUGGUAAUUUAUAUAUAAAUAUAUUUUACCUCUAAAGAUUAAAUCUUUAAAUUGGUAUUUACUAGUUUGUGUUUUCUUUAAGGAACAACUAAAACAUUUAAUAUAAUAAUAAGUCUCCUGUUAAGGAUUUGAACAGCAGAAGAAUACUGAUGUACAAAAAUGUGCAGCCUUUAAUAUCUGAUCCAAGCCCAAAAGGUAGAAUAGAUAUUACGUUGCCGCGUUCCUUGAUUCCAUUCAUAAAAAUCACGUAUGACAGUUUAUUUUUACGUGUUACCUUAAAUAUUCUUUUAUUUUUUUUCUGAAUGGUAAUGCAAAGUCAGCCAUGUCCAAAACGACUUAAUACAUAGUAUGUUUUAUAUAGUUUUUCUUUUGACUUGGUACCCUAAAAAUACCGCAACAUAAUAAACUAUGCAUGCAUUUUUAUAUUUUAUUGUAUAUAUUCUCAAAUAAGUAAAAGCUUUUUGCUCUCAUGACAUACAAGUGUUUUGUUGCACUUCUGUUCUUUUUGUGACAGUAUUUCCUCACAAGGCAUUCCACUGUUUGUUUAUAUUUAAUUUUUCCCCUCAAUUUUCUCUUUUGGCAAAGCUCCCAAAAACCUUUCAAAGUUUGUGUACAUAUGUUUUGUAUAUGCGUUUUCAGUGCAUCAAGCCUUUUGUUUUUCUGUCUCCAGACAUGUAUGAAGCUGUCAUACUUGCUUAUUAUGUAAUAAAGCCUUAUUUUCUCUAA